AUGUAUAGACUAACGACUAUCUUGAUCACGCUAUGCACGUUUUUCUUCACUGUUCUAGCUGCGCCAUUACGGCUCAAUGGAAUAUUGCUAAUUGCUUUAACAAAGGGUACCUGGUUUGAAACUGGUACAGGAGCCUGCGGAUACACGGAUUCAGAUGAUGAUCCUAUUGUCGCUAUUUCCGCCGAGAUAUAUGGCAGUGGAGGAAACUGUAAUCAGUGGAUUCACAUCACCAAUACUGACAACGGACAGACCGCGUACGGGAAGACGCGUGACGAAUGCGAGUCUUGUGGCUCAGGUAGCUUAGACAUGUCUCCUGGCCUAUUUGAAGAACUAAGCACGCUUGACACCGGUGAAAUCCCAAUUUCAUGGCACUUUAUGAACAAGGACUGGUCGCCUUAA
Molecule: messenger RNA, 399 nt
Organism: Suillus subaureus
Lineage: Eukaryota; Fungi; Basidiomycota; Agaricomycetes; Boletales; Suillaceae
Product: RlpA-like double-psi beta-barrel-protein domain-containing protein-containing protein
Exons: 4
Coding region: 1-399 (132 amino acids)
Source: RefSeq, a predicted model, not a curated record